Molecule: messenger RNA, 4815 nt
Organism: Cinclus cinclus
Lineage: Eukaryota; Metazoa; Chordata; Aves; Passeriformes; Cinclidae
Gene: FHOD3
Product: formin homology 2 domain containing 3
Exons: 25
Coding region: 166-4503 (1445 amino acids)
Biological process (GO): cortical actin cytoskeleton organization; sarcomere organization; actin filament network formation
Cellular component (GO): cytoskeleton; cytoplasm
Molecular function (GO): actin filament binding
Source: RefSeq, a predicted model, not a curated record
GGCGCUCGCUCGGGGAGCCGGGGGGAGAGGCUGCCGGCCAGGCUGCACCGCGGAGGGGAGUGCCGCUCGCAGCCGGCGGCGAGCGCGCAGGCAGCACCUCGGUGCCGGUGACUUGGGGGUGCCGCUCCCCGCUCGCGCCUGGCCGCGGCGGUGGAUGGAUGCGCCAUGGCCACGCUGGUGUGCCGGGUGCAGCUGCUGGAUGACACCGACCCCUUCAACAGCACCAACUUCCCUGAGCCCACCCGGCCGCCGCUGUACACCUUCCGGGAGGACAUCCCGCUCGCCACCCAGCUGGCCGGGGUGCACCGCCUCCUCCGCGCCCCGCAGAAGCUUGAUGACUGCACCCUGCAAUUGUCUCAUAAUGGUACCUAUCUGGAUCUAGAAUCCACCCUAGCAGAACAAAGGGAUGAAUUAGAAGGCUUCCAGGAGGAUGCUGGGAGGGGCAAGAAGCACAGCAUAAUUCUCAGGACCCAGCUGUCAGUGAGAGUCCACGCCUGCAUUGAAAAACUUUACAAUUCCAAUGGACGGGAGCUGAGACGGGCACUCUUUUCCUUGAAACAAAUAUUUCAGGAUGACAAGGACUUGGUUCAUGAGUUUGUUGUUGCUGAAGGUUUGACUUGCUUAAUCAAAGUGGGAGCAGAAGCCGACCAGAAUUAUCAGAACUACAUCCUGAGAGCUUUGGGCCAGAUAAUGCUUUAUGUCGAUGGCAUGAAUGGAGUGAUAAAUCAUAAUGAAACCAUCCAAUGGCUCUACACACUUAUUGGCUCAAAGUUUCGCCUGGUGGUAAAGACAGCAUUGAAGCUGCUGCUGGUGUUUGUGGAGUACACAGAAUCCAAUGCACCACUUUUGAUCCAGGCAGUAUCUACUGUGGAUGAAAAGAGAGGAGCCAAGCCAUGGUCCAACAUCAUGGAGAUACUGGAAGAGAAGGACGGAGUUGAUACAGAACUACUGGUUUAUGCAAUGACCUUGGUUAACAAGACGCUGUCAGGAUUGCCAGAUCAAGACUCCUUCUACGAUGUGGUGGACUGUCUGGAAGAGCUAGGCAUUGAAGCUAUUUCACAGAGACACUUGAACAAGAAAGGAACAGACUUGGAUUUAGUUGAGCAAUUUAACAUUUAUGAGGUGACACUGAGGCAUGAAGAUGGAGAUGAGAGUGCAGAGCCCCCUCCCAGCGGGCGCAAGGACCGGAGGAGGGCCAGCCUUGGUGCCGGGGAGCGCAGGGGGCUGGAGCGCCGGCGGAGCCGCAGGCACUCGGCGCAGAACGUCAAGAGCACUUUAUCAGCCCCCGCCAGCCCCUGCGGGCAGUCGAGCUUCGUGCUGAGCCACGGGCAGCGCGUGGAAGAGCUCAGUGAGAGAUACAAUAGCUAUGGCAGCAGCUCUUACUCUUCUCCACGACCUUACGCUGGUAUGAGUGCCCCUACAACACCCACUACUCGUUAUGGGACAACUCUGUCACCACCCCAGGAGACCAAAUCUGACAGGCCAGCUUUGGGUGGUCUCCUUACAUCAUCUUUUCGGCAGCACCAGGAGUCCUUGGCAGCAGAAAGAGAAAGACGGCGUCAGGAGAGAGAAGAAAGGUUACAAAGGAUAGAACGUGAAGAAAGAAACAAAUUCAACCGUGAUUAUUUAGACAAAAGAGAAGAACUAAGACAAGCAAGAGAAGAGAGAUACAAAUACUUGGAGAAGUUGGCAGCAGAGGAGUAUGAGAAGGAGCUGAAGAGUCGGAGUAUCAGCCGAGGCAGAAGUGAGCUGUCCUUGAAUCUGAGAUCUCCUUCAGCUCCGUCCUCACCUGUACCCAAGUGCAUCAGCCCAGCAUCCAUAGAGUCCCAGGAAGAGCUGAAGACGCCUUCCAUCACAUGUGGAAUUCCCCAGCCCUCAGAAGUGAGUGCCAGUGAACCCGAACCAGAGACAGAGACAGAACCAGAACCAGAGCAGGAGGCUGAGGCUGAGGCCAAGCAGGGAACGGAGACACCCAAGGAAAUAGAGGCUACCGAGGUGGGACCAGAGAGUGAGGUGGAGCAAGGACCAGAGAGAGAGCCAGAAGAAAGUGCAAUACUCAGUGAAAAGGAGAGGCAGAAUGAGGAAGUGAAUGAAAAGGACAACUGUUCUGCAUCCAGUAUAUCCUCAGCAAGCAGCACUUUAGAGAGGGAAGAGAGAGAGGACAAGUUAACCAGUGACAAUGAAACUGGUCCAUGGUCACAGACCAUUCAGGAUGCUGGUGUGAAUGAGCAGUGCAGCAACAUCCUCAACAACAAGCGGUUCAUGCUGGACAUGUUGUAUGCGCAUAACAAAAAGCCCAAAGAUGAAGAGGAGAAGGAGCUGGAGGCGAAGGAGGAAAAGAAGGAGACGGAGGAAAGUGAGGAGUCACUCACUAGCCUAGCCAGCAGGAUCUCUAUUCUUCAGGCCACAAAGCAGGCCAAAGAUGAAUGUGUCAAAAAGAUGGAGAUUGGAAAUCUGGACAACCAAGGCAGUGUGAAAGCCUUUGCAGAAAAAUUUAACAGUGGUGAGCUGGCUAAGGGGACAGCAGUGCCUGAAGAUGAAAUCAGUGAACAGGUCCCUGAGAAAACACCAGCACAGACAAAGAAGGAAUCUGAUUACAUCUGGGAUCAGCUCAUGGCUAAUCCUCGAGAACUUAAAAUCAAAGACAUGGAUUUUACAGACUUGGGGGAGGAGGAUGAUGUAGAUGUGUUGGACAUGGAUAUGGGUCCUGGGGACUCCCUUGUUCCCCCUCCUCCACCUCCACCUUCUUUUCUGGGUUUGCCUCCUCCACCACCUCCCCCCUUGUUCGGAUGUCCACCUCCACCUCCGCCCUCUGCUAAUUUAUUGGCUCCUCCUCCACUGUUCAGCACUCCUCAGGGUUUAGGGUCACCCCAGGUUUCUAGGGGUCAGCCAGCAUUUAUAAAGAAGAAGAAAACCAUCCGUCUGUUUUGGAAUGAGGUACGGCCAUUUGAGUGGCAGUGUAAAAACAACAAACGCUGCAGAGAAUUCCUGUGGUCGAAACUGGAACCCAUUAAGGUGGACACUUCCAAACUGGAGCAUCUCUUUGAAUCUAAAUCCAAGGAACUGCCUGUCACAAAGAAAACUGCUGCAGAUGGGAAGCGACAGGAGAUCAUUGUGCUGGACUCAAAGCGAAGCAACACCAUUAAUAUUGGCUUGACUGUGUUGCCCCCUCCCCGUACCAUCAAGACUGCUAUUUUGAACUUUGAUGAAUAUGCCUUAAACAAGGAAGGAAUAGAGAAAAUCCUGACCAUGAUCCCAACCGAGGAAGAAAAGCAGAAGAUCCAGGAGGCGCAGCUGGCAAAUCCCGAUGUCCCCCUGGGCAGCGCUGAGCAGUUCCUUCUCACCCUCUCCUCCAUCAGUGAGCUCUCUGCCAGGCUCCAGCUCUGGGCUUUCAAGAUGGACUAUGAGAUAGUGGAAAAGGAAGUUGCAGAACCACUUCUAGACCUGAAGGAGGGAAUGGACCAACUGGAGCACAAUAAAACUUUGGGAUUUAUCCUGUCUACUCUAUUAGCCAUUGGGAACUUUCUGAAUGGAACCAACGCCAAAGCUUUUGAGUUGAGCUACCUCGAGAAGGUUCCAGAAGUCAAGGACACAGUGCACAAACAGUCCCUCCUGCACCAUGUCUGCACUAUGGUGGUAGAAAAGUUCCCAGACAGCACUGAUCUUUAUUCAGAGAUCGGGGCCAUCACUAGGUCAGCCAAGGUUGACUUUGAACAACUCCAGGAAAACUUGUGUCAGAUGGAAAGACGGUGCAAAGCAUCAUGGGAUCACCUUAAGGCUAUAGCAAAACAUGAAAUGAAGCCAAGUCUAAAGCAAAAAAUGUCUGAGUUCCUUAAAGACUGUGCAGAAAGAAUCAUAAUCCUGAAGAUUGUUCAUAGAAGAAUAAUUAACAGGUUUCACUCAUUUUUGUUAUUUAUGGGCCAUCCUCCCUACGCAAUACGUGAAGUCAACAUCAAUAAGUUCUGCAAAAUUAUAAGUGAAUUUGCUCUGGAAUACCGUACCACCAGGGAAAGAGUUCUGCAGCAAAAACAAAAACGAGCUAACCACAGGGAAAGAAACAAGACCAGAGGGAAAAUGAUAACAGAUUCCGGCAAGUUCUCCAGCAGCUCCCCUCCGUGCCAGAGCCAGCCCCAGGGCCUGCAGUACGCCGAGGAUGCUGCCGAGCACGAGAACAUGAAGGCAGUGCUGAAGACCUGCUCCGUGGGCGGCGACAGCACCAUGGCACUCGGAGUCCGCACUCGGAGCCGGGCCAGCCGAGGCCGUAUUGGUUCGUGGAACGCUGGCAAUGACGAUUCACCAAAUGCGACGGAUGACGCUGCAGAUGAGAUCAUGGAUCGCAUUGUCAAGUCCGCCACCCAAGUGCCAAGCCAGCGAGCAGUGCCUAGAGAGAGGAAGCGGUCACGAGCUAAUAGGAAGUCAUUGAGAAGGACACUAAAGAGUGGGCUAACACCAGAAGAAGCCAAAGCACUGGGCCUCAUCAGCACUUCUGAGAUGCAGGUUUGACAUCCCAGAGGUGGCAACAAGAAGAGUUGUUCAUCUGAAGCACACGGGCUGAGAACCCUUCAGCGUGGCAUUGAACUGCCAGCCUCCUCUGCUGCUCCCAACGUCCUGUCCUCUGUUAGUUCCAUUUUAAUAAGCAACAAAAAGCAAAACCCCACAUCCAGGGCAGAAGAAGGGUGUGCAACAGCUCAGCAUGACAUCCAGACGGUAACUGAGGAAGCAUUUGAGUGUUCCUAAGUGAAAGCACAUGGCUUCUUCUCCUCAUGGUGUGUUGAUGUGGGUAGGAGGGGGCUCUCUGAGUUAUCUGUCAUUAUG